UGAUAUGAUGUUUUCCACAAACCCUUUUUCACAGCUUUCUUCAUCAUCAUCCAACCAUGUCUUUCCUCCUCCUUCCAUCAAUUCUUUGCUUGAUGAUGAAAAUCAAUGGAAUAGCCCACGAUUUGCUCAUGAAAAUGAUGACAAGUUUAAUAAUAAUUCAAGUGAACAAAGUUUAGUUCAAGGCCAGUUAGGGUUGGAAAACUACUACCAUAACGAUCUCUUGGACAUGGAAAAAAAGUCUCCCAAGAAAGAUCAUCAUAGCAAGAUCCAUACUGCGAAAGGCCCUCGAGAUCGAAGGGUAAGAUUGUCAAUUGAAGUUGCAAGAAAGUUUUUUUUCCUACAAGAUUUGUUAGGGUUUGAUAAAGCAAGCAAAACCCUUGAUUGGCUUUUUAACAAGUCCAAGAUCCCAAUUGUUGAACUUGUUAAAAGAAAGAGACAAACUAGUAGUGCCUCGAUAACCGACGAAUCUGAGGUGGCUAAUUUCUUGGAAUCUCUUGAAGAUAAUCAAGAGGGACUUAAAAAGAAAAGGGUCCCGAAAAGAAAGAAUUUGAUUGCAAGAAAUAAUUAUUACAAAUCUGGAUCUCCUGAUGUGAUUAAUCAGUCAAGGGCAGAGGCAAGAGCAAGAGCUAGAGAAAGGACUAAAGAAAAAAUGCAAAAUAAAAAUUUUGAUAAUAAUAAUAAUGUUGUUAUUGGUGACUGUUGUUCUUCAAAUUUGACAUUUCAAACAAGUUUUUGGAGUUCAAUUGAUGAGUCACCAAUUAAUGAUUAUAACAAUGACAGUAUUGGGAAGUCAAUUAUGGAAGAAAAUAUGUCAUUGAUGUAUAGUUAUCAGCACAACCCGUCUCUUUCGAUUGAAUCCAGCUCCUCCUUCACCGAUUUGCCUAAAUUUAACGGUGGUCUUGAGCCGCAGGAUGACCGUGCAACGAUCUAG
Molecule: messenger RNA, 931 nt
Organism: Erigeron canadensis
Lineage: Eukaryota; Viridiplantae; Streptophyta; Magnoliopsida; Asterales; Asteraceae
Product: transcription factor CYCLOIDEA-like
Exons: 1
Coding region: 5-931 (308 amino acids)
Biological process (GO): regulation of secondary shoot formation
Cellular component (GO): nucleus
Molecular function (GO): DNA-binding transcription factor activity; sequence-specific DNA binding
Source: RefSeq, a predicted model, not a curated record